Molecule: messenger RNA, 732 nt
Organism: Penicillium nucicola
Lineage: Eukaryota; Fungi; Ascomycota; Eurotiomycetes; Eurotiales; Aspergillaceae
Exons: 3
Coding region: 1-732 (243 amino acids)
Source: RefSeq, a predicted model, not a curated record
AUGGUUCUCACGAGCAAUGAGAAGCGCGCCUUUCUCAGACAACAGUGCCGUGAGGCACUGGCAGCCCAUAUAUAUGACCGACUUGGCCUAGUCGUCGCUCCCAGCCAAGUCCGUCUACAGCCAUCGGCUGGGGAUGGAUACGCUUGGUCGGUGACGGAAUCCAAGAAGAGCCUGUUGCAGUCAAAUCUGGGCAGUGGAAAUGUCGGCAUGUACAGAUCCAUUUGCGAAGAACUAGGCCGGUCCCUUGAGGCAGUUACUCCGCAGACGCUGCAGAUUGCCCAGCUAGAAAGGGACGGCAUCCCAAGAGAAGAGUCGGGGCCAGUCCGUGGUGAAGAGGAGGACAGCGGCUCUUUCACGGCAAAGAUUCGCGAGCUGGAUUGCGCCAAUCUGAAAAUGAAGAACGAGCUCGACCACACCAACAUCCGACUCCAAGAUUCUCUCGGCGAGAAUCGCACUUUACAAGCAAAACUCGGUCGGCUUCAGGACGAGCUCGACCACACCAGCAUCCGACUCCAAGAGUCCCUCGACGAGAAUCGCACAUUACACGCAAAACUUUGUCGGCUUCAGGACGAGAUGGAUCAUAGUUCAUCGCGAGCGACUCGCUUCGAAGACGAGCUGGUUCGUGUCACAAGUGGGAUUACUAAGGCUAUGCAGGUUUUGCAGGACCAUCAAACCCAGGAGGAGAGCUGCCGACUUUGCAUGGAAACAAAUUGUUGUAAUUCAAAGGUGUGA